Messenger RNA from Ostreococcus tauri, 1431 nucleotides. RefSeq names its product NOSIC. The record is from RefSeq and is a predicted model, not a curated record. NCBI's taxonomy places the organism in Eukaryota, Viridiplantae, Chlorophyta, Mamiellophyceae, Mamiellales, Bathycoccaceae. Bases 1 to 1431 code for a protein of 476 amino acids. Gene Ontology annotation, cellular component: box C/D methylation guide snoRNP complex; small-subunit processome. Gene Ontology annotation, molecular function: snoRNA binding. The transcript has 2 exons.
AUGUUGCUCCUGUUCGAGACCCCGGCGGGGUACUCCCUGUUCAAGGUGAAGGAUGAGAAGAAGCUCGGCGACGUCGAGAAGUUACAAGACGCCUUUAGCACCGUGGAGGGGGCGAAGAAGAUGGUUUCGAUGAAGGCGUUUAGUAAGUUUGAGAACACCACCGAGGCGCUCGCGGCGGCGGCCACCUUGGUCGAUUCCAAGGUUGGGAAAUCGCUGAAGAAGUUCCUGACCAAGCACGCCGAGGGUGAGACGCUGGCCGUGGCGGACUCGAAGCUCGGGGCGGCGAUUAAGGAGAAGCUCGGUAUCAACUGCGUCGCGGACAGCGGGGUGAUGGAGCUCAUGCGCGGCGUGCGUUACCAACUCAACGAGCUCAUCGGAGGUUUGACGGACGCCGAUCUCGCGCCCAUGGCGCUCGGUCUCUCACACUCGCUGUCGAGGUAUAAGCUCAAGUUUUCUCCCGAUAAGGUUGACACGAUGGUGAUCCAAGCCAUCGGCUUGCUCGACGAACUCGACAAGGAGUUGAACACUUACUCUAUGCGCGUGCGCGAGUGGUACGGUUGGCACUUUCCCGAGCUCACGAAGAUCAUCGCGGACAACAUGCAGUAUGCCAAGGCGGCUAAGCUCAUGGGAGAUCGCGCCAACGCCGCCAAUCUCGACUUUUCCGGCAUUCUGGAUGAAGACGUGGAACAGGAGGUGAAGGACGCCGCCAUCAUCUCCAUGGGGACGGAAAUCUCCGAGGAGGAUUUGAGCAACAUCGGACAACUCGCAGACCAAGUAAUCGCCCUGAGCGAGUACCGUGCGCAGUUGUACGACUACCUCAAAGCGCGAAUGAACGCCAUUGCUCCGAACUUGACGGUGCUCGUUGGCGAACUCGUCGGCGCCCGUCUCAUUUCUCACGCCGGUUCGUUGAUGAACUUGGCGAAGCACCCGGCGUCGACGGUGCAAAUUUUGGGCGCCGAAAAGGCACUUUUCCGAGCUUUAAAGACGAAGCACGAAACGCCGAAGUACGGUUUGAUAUAUCACGCGUCUCUCAUUGGCCAAGCUGCGCCCAAGUUCAAGGGUAAGAUUUCUCGCGUCUUGGCGGCUAAGUGCGCCUUGUCGAUUCGCGUCGACGCCUUGGGCGAAUCUUCCGAGGCGACGAUCGGCGUUGAUGCUCGCGAAAAGGUUGAGGCGAGACUCAGACAGCUCGAAGGGAAGUCGCUUGGCGAAGCGUCUGGGGUCAAGAAGCUCUCCGGUGACAUCAAGAAGCACGACAAGGAUCGCAACGCGGAUGCUCCGGCUCUCCUCACCGCACCCAGGUCAUACAACCCGGAUAAGGACGUGACCAAGAAGGAGAAGAAAGAGAAGAAGGAUAAGAAGGAUAAGAAGGAGAAGCGCGAGAGAGAUGGUGAUUCCCCGAAGUCGGCGAAGAAGAGCAAGAAAAGCGACUAG